Molecule: messenger RNA, 1168 nt
Organism: Amphiprion ocellaris (clown anemonefish)
Lineage: Eukaryota; Metazoa; Chordata; Actinopteri; Pomacentridae
Exons: 3
Coding region: 1-648 (215 amino acids)
Source: RefSeq, a predicted model, not a curated record
AUGUCACAGAGGAAGAUUAGAGGGCAUUACACAUUUAAAUGCCCUGCACUGGUAGAGGGGACCACAAGGUGCAAUAAGGCGUGGUCGUACCAAGAGGUGCGCAGACUGGCAGAUUUAUCUGUUGAGGAAAUGCAGCACUUUGAGGACAACAUGGCCCGCAUGGCUGCUGCUAGACACUGCGAGUUUCAGCCAUGUCCCCAGUGCAAAACAAACAUGGAGAGGAAGGAUCUUUCCAACCUGAGUGUCAUAUGUAUCAUAUGCACAGCUGAUCAGGGGGGAACCUAUCAGUUCUGCUGGCAGUGUCAGAAGCCAUGGAAGGGCUCAGCUCCUCGAUCGGACCGCUGUGGCAAUGAUGACUGCAUCAACAGGGACCUGCAACUGCUGCAGACAUGCAAAUCCAUCGACCUGCCGGAGGUGGCGGGCGUCACCAGCUGCCCCUCUAUCCGACUCUGUCCUACAUGUGGCAUGAAGAUAGAACAUAGUAGACAAAACUGCAAAAAUGUUAUAUGUCCUCGAUGUCAUAAGGAGUUCUGCUUUGUUUGCCUGAAACUAACGCGGCAAUGUUGCAAGACCAGUUCACCAUUCAGAAUCUGCCCAGGCGGUGUAGCUCCAAGACAGACUUCUAUUCCGGUAUGGCAGAGAAAAUGAAGGCAAUCCGGUGUCUUAUCUUAAUUCAACAAGAGAUCUUUAACAGAAGUGUUUAAAAACACAAAAAAUCAAUGCAUUUAUUUUGAAAGGUCUCAAUAUAGUCUCCUGGACACCAAAUGUUUGUGGCAUGUAACUCUGCUCCACAAGACAACUAGGUUCUUAUUUGUGGUUUCUCUGCCUCCCUCUGGCUGAACUUUAAAUUGCACAUGACAAAUAUGUUUGGUAUUUACCUCUGAAUCUCCAUUACUGAAAUACUUAAGAUGUUUUAUAUAUACAAAAUGGAACCUGUUUUAUUUUAAUUAGCUUUUUCUGUAUACCAGUGUGGCAAAAUCUACCUGGUAAAACUUAAUUUAUACUCAGUGUGAGAGGGAAUCUUUUAUAAAAAAUAGAUCUGAAUGUAAAUUUUGAUUUACAUCUCAAAUUCACCCAGACAAGGCUAUUGUGUGUCUGUAUCAUUAACAUUAGAAACACUCAUUAAGAUCAAGUAAAUUAAACAUAACUUAAGGUUUUGUGUUUUCAU